This is a messenger RNA of Serinus canaria (Common canary), 1292 nucleotides long. RefSeq names its product deleted in azoospermia like (gene DAZL). Gene Ontology annotation, molecular function: protein binding; mRNA 3'-UTR binding. NCBI's taxonomy places the organism in Eukaryota, Metazoa, Chordata, Aves, Passeriformes, Fringillidae. The record is from RefSeq and is a predicted model, not a curated record. The transcript has 12 exons. Bases 1 to 1188 code for a protein of 395 amino acids.
AUGGCGGCGGCACCACGAGCGGCGCCUCGCCUACCCGAGGUGCUACGUCCCCCCCUGCCGGAGCAAAGGCCCGGCAUCGCCCCGCGUGCCGUGGGCUCCUCGCUUCGCACCGACAUGUUGCUUGCUGUUUGUUCUUUCUAUUUGAGGAACGUGAUUUGUGACUGUAGCGCUGACGCUUCAAACACUAUACGAGCGAGGUUGUGCCUAGCCUGCAGUGCUGGGCCGAGGGCUCUUCUUAGUGCCCAGCGGGAAGGCUGCGGCGCCAGCCGCGUUCUUCCCUCAGGCACCCGCACUCUCGUGGAGACUGCGCUCAGUGCAGCACAUGUGGAGACCCAGCGUUCAAGCACCACGGAAAGCAGUGCCUAUUCGGCAACAGUCAGUCAGGGCUAUGUUUUACCAGAAGGAAAAAUCAUGCCCAACACAGUCUUUGUUGGUGGAAUUGACAUAAGGAUGAAUGAAGCAGAAAUUCGGAGUGUCUUUGAACAGUAUGGUACUGUGAAGGAGGUGAAGGUCAUCACCGACAGAACUGGUGUUUCGAAGGGGUAUGGAUUUGUGUCUUUCCUGGACAAUGUGGAUGUUCAAAAGAUAGUUGAGUCACAAAUCAACUUCCAUGGUAAAAAGCUGAAACUGGGGCCAGCAAUCAGAAAACAACAAAACUUAAAUUCCUGCGUGCAUCCCAGACAAAUAGUUCUUGGUCCUCCUCCACCACAGUUCCAGAGCGUGUGGGGUAAUCAGAGUGUGGAGACAUACGUGCAGCCUCCAGCUGUCAUGAACCCAGUAACACCCUAUGUUCAGCCUUACCCAUACAGUUCAUCACCAGCUGUACUGCUAAAGCAGCAAGUUCCCAUAGGAUAUCAACCAGCUUACAACUAUCAGGCUCAACCACAGUGGCUUGCUGGGGAGCCAAGAAAUUAUGUAAUACCUCCAACUCCGGUGUAUACUUCAGUGAACUAUCAUGGCUCUGAGGAUCCAGGAUUUACACAGAUGGAAUGUGCUGUUCCAGAGCCCACACAGUUGCCUAGCAGCCCACAAAAGAAGUCUGUGGACAGGGGCAUGCAAACAGUACUAUCCUGUCUGUCUAAUCCUGAGAACCAGCUGACAAAUGACUUUGUAUCACAAGACAGCAAUGUAAAGGAGGGUAAGACAUACCACUUCAGAAAAGGAAAGACAGUACACAAAGCCAUUUGAUCAACAAAGACUUCAAAGUAUCUAAAUUAAUUAACUAGAUGGUACUAUUGUUCAAUUUAGCAAUACAGAAUGUAACAUUUGUCAAAGUUACUUCAAGUUAUGUU